This is a messenger RNA of Microtus oregoni (creeping vole), 2512 nucleotides long. RefSeq names its product ankyrin repeat and sterile alpha motif domain containing 3 (gene Anks3). Gene Ontology annotation, cellular component: cilium. Gene Ontology annotation, molecular function: protein binding. Lineage: Eukaryota; Metazoa; Chordata; Mammalia; Rodentia; Cricetidae. The transcript is spliced from 16 exons. Bases 404 to 2155 code for a protein of 583 amino acids. The record is from RefSeq and is a predicted model, not a curated record.
GCCGAGAGGAGCUGGACGUCCCCUUGGAUCUUCACACAGCUGCCUCCAUUGGCCAGUACGAGGUGGUGAAGGAGUGUGUGCAGCGGGUGGCUUUUCCCAUGUCAAUCUAGAAAAUUCCUCAGACCCGCCCGGAGGUUUAUCUCUUAGUCGAUUUCAGAUCCUGUCAAAGUCAAGAUUAACCCUUAAAAGAGUUUAAGGCAGAGGAUGGAAACACCCGCUUGCCUUCUCUCUACUGGGACAGGUGAUUACUGCCUUCUGGAAAGUCAGCUUGUCCCACUAGGCCUGGCACCUGGCUCUGAUGGAAGCCCACAUGUGGGAUGCUGGGAAUAUCUAGCAUAUCUUGCGUUUGUUUAGGAGAGAGUUAGAUUUGAAUAAGAAGAAUGGUGGUGGUUGGACCCCGCUGAUGUAUGCCUCCUACAUUGGACACGAUACCAUUGUCCACCUGCUGCUCGAGGCAGGGGUGAGUGUGAAUGUGCCGACCCCAGAAGGGCAGACUCCACUGAUGCUGGCCUCCAGCUGUGGCAACGAGAGCAUCGCCUACUUUCUGCUCCAGCAAGGUGCAGAGCUUGAAAUGAAAGACAUCCAGGGCUGGACUGCACUCUUCCACUGCACCAGUGCCGGCCACCAGCAGAUGGUCAAGUUCCUCUUGGACAGUGGAGCCAAUGCCAACGUGAGAGAGCCUGUAUAUGGAUUCACUCCUUUGAUGGAAGCAGCUGCCUCUGGCCAUGAGAUAAUUGUGCAGUAUUUUCUGAAUCAUGGAGUCAAAGUAGACAUAAGAGACCACAGUGGAGCCACAGCCCGCAUGCUGGCCAAGCAGUAUGGUCACAUGAAGAUAGUGGCCUUGAUGGAUACUCACUCGCCUGCACUGCCUAAGAGCCUUUACCGGAGCCCAGAAAAAUAUGAAGAUCUGAGCUCUUCAGAUGAGUCCUGGCCUAUUCCUCAGCGCCAGAGGCCCUGUCGAAAGAAGGGCCUCAGCAUCCAUGAGGGGCCACGUGCUCUGGCCAGGAUCACAGCUAUUGGACUUGGAGGCAAGACCCAGACCAGCUAUGAGCAAGUUCCUCCACGGGGCUAUGUGACCUUCACCAGCAGUGAUGAGAACACCUUGGAAGUUGAGGGCCUCUGCUACCGAGAUGUCACCUCCCCCAUUAAUGAGCGGGAUGUGGAGAGCAGCAGCAGUAGCAGCAGCCGGGAGGAACCCACUUUCUGUACCAGUCUUGGGCCUGUGUGGAGGAGCAGCAGCAGCGAUGGCCUAACAAGAGCCCAGGGGCUCAGCAGUGAAGCUUCCAUAGAAAGCAAUGAGGAUUCUGAUCAUACCCGCAAAAGCUCAGUCCGCAAACAAACCAAGAAUUAUUUGAAGAAUAAGAAUCGUUACAGCAACAGUGACAGUCAGUGGCCUUCCAGCACUGGGACUGUAUGCACUCCAGGCUCUGAACCUCAAGCUGAAAAGUCCCCCUACUCAGGACCUCAGGACCUUGCCACACUGCUGGAGCAGAUUGGGUGUCUGAAGUACCUGCACGUGUUUGAGGAACAGGAUGUGGAUCUUCGUAUCUUCCUGACCCUCACUGAAAGUGACCUGAAGGAAAUCGGCAUUACGUUGUUUGGACCUAAAAGGAAGAUGACCUCUGCCAUUGCCCGCUGGCACAGUAGUGCCCGCCCCCCUAGUGAUGCCCUGGAGCUGGCCUAUGCUGACCGACUAGAGGCUGAAAUGCAGGAGCUUGCUAUCCAGUUGCACAAAUGCUGUGAGGAGGCAGAGGCCCUUCGUGGCCAGGUGUCCCAAGAGCAGGAAUUGCGGGCUGUAGUGGAGAGCUGCCUCCUGGAGCAGGAUAGUGCCCGAAAGGACAUCCAUGCCCAGCUGCAGGAGGCCCAGACCCUAGCUAAGGAUGCUGCCCUUGUCCUGGACCAGCUUCGGGCCUGUCAGGCUGAGCUGUCAGCUCGAGUGAGGCAGGACCAAUCCCCUACUGAAGCUUCCCUAAGUCCACCUUUUCUCUCGGCAGAUUCCAAAGGCUGGCCUAUUCCCCUGCAGGCCUUGAGCCUCCCUGAGUUGUCAGGGGCCCUGGAAGACUGUGUCCAUGAGAUGGGGCAGGCAUUAUGCUCUGUAACACAGAGCCUGGAGAAGCUACAGACGCUGAAUGGGAAGAAAUGGCGGGAACCGUAGCCAGGAGGGAUGAUUCUGACGUUGGGUGAUGGAUCCACCCUGAAGUUAUAUGAGUCAUGCAAGACAGGGGAGUGAGCAGAUGUCCACAGCCGCCUAGGGGGUGGAAAACCAGCCCAGGGAACAGCUUGUGGACAGGAGGACAAGACUCAGUCCCUGCUUGGGCAGCUUGGGCCAGCCCUGAGGCAGGAUGAAUGGCCUGACAUCCAGGUCCUGGUGAAAAGACCCCAAGCGGGUAGGAAGCUCUGACCCAGACAGGGCUGUGGGAAGAAUGUGUCCCCACACAAGCAGGUGCCACAUUGAGGUGAGGUCUGGGGUGUCUAAAAAUGUGCUGCUUGUUGGAAAAUAAAAUUACCUGCA